This is a messenger RNA of Echinococcus granulosus, 831 nucleotides long. RefSeq lists its product as hypothetical. The transcript has 3 exons. Lineage: Eukaryota; Metazoa; Platyhelminthes; Cestoda; Cyclophyllidea; Taeniidae. The coding region runs from base 1 to 831 and encodes 276 amino acids. The record is from RefSeq and is a predicted model, not a curated record.
AUGAAUAAAGACCCCAAGCCUCGCGUUCGGAAGCGAGUGACACACAUUGUCACAGACAAUAAAGACAGACACAAUUAUGGUAGUGAAAAACCUCUCUUCAUCUACUGCUGUAUCUGCGGUCAAAUGGCUCUCAUACUUGACUGCCCUAUUGAGAAACUCCCCGAGCGUCCUCGGGACAAAUCUAAAGUUAUUGACGUUCGAAAACGCGCUCACAAAGUAAUAGCAACUGAAGCUAGUGCUUCCAGCUGUGUCUAUAUUCGUUGGCCCGAUGGAAUAGAAAAACAAUUUCGUCGAUAUUGCAAAAGUUGCGGUCUUCUUCUCUUUUAUCGUCACAGUGUUAAGAACCAUGUGGCUGAGUUCAUAGUUAGUGAUGCCUUGACUAUGCAAGAAGGGAAUAUUGGCCUCUCCGCCUCGGCAUUGGCAACAAGAACUGCGAAAUUGGAUGGUACCGACGCUGGCGAGGCAAACGUGAAGCUUUUGACAGCUUUAGCAUCACAGGCCGAGGCGAUGGCUCAGCAGAGCGGCUCUAUGCCACCGCCAGUCAAUCCCCUCUCCUAUCUCAAUUCGUCUAGUUCUAAUAGUUCAAAAUUAAGGCGAUCAGUCCAGCAGCAGGAGACUACUCAGGGUGUUGAUACUGCAGUCACAGUGUCCACAAUCGAGGACGAGGAGGAGGAGGCAGAGGCGAGGGAGGUUGCUGAUUCCUACGCUGCGAACGUCCGGGUCAUCGAGGCACAGAUGAUUCGUCGGGGUAUCAUCAAAAGACGUUUAGUGGAUGAGGCGAAUGAACAAGCCGCGAAGCGUAGAGUUCGCGGUACGUUGAUAGAGAAGUAG